GCCAGCGCGCCGUAAGUGCGCAGGCGCGCCGAUCGCUCUCUUUUCUGCUCUUCUCCUCUCUCCAGACGUCAGAGGCCGUUGGGCUCUAUGUCGCGCCGGGCCCUCCGGAGGCUGCGGGGGGAACAGCGCGGCCAGGAGCCCCUCGGGCCCGGCGCCCUGCAGUUUGUCCUCCGUGAUGAUGAUGAUGCGGAAGAAGAAGGCCCAAAGCGGGGGCCAGAUGGCCGGCGCCCCCGGGGCUCGGGAAAGGAGGGCGUCCGAGUCAACAACCGGUUCGAGCUGAUAAACAUCGAGGACCUUGAGGAGGGACCUGUGGUAAAUGGGGAGAGGUCCGACUGUCUGCUCACGGAGGCUGUGGUGUCAAGGAACAAAAGGAGGUCCCCGAGUGGAAGUGCAGAGACCAAGAGAGAUGGAGAAGCGGCUGACAGGUCUAACGUAAGUGGCAAACUCCGAAAGAAGAAAAAGAAACAGAAAAAUAAGAAAAAUGCUACGGGAGAAACUUCGGAAAACGGGCUGGAAGAUAUUGACCGUAUCUUAGAGAGGAUUGAGGACAGCAGUGGCUUAAACCGCCCAGGCCCACCUCCCCUGAGCUCAAAGAAGCACGUCCUGUAUGUGGAGCACAGACACUUGAAUCCAGACACAGAACUGAAAAGGUAUUUUGGUGCUCGAGCUGUCCUGGGGGAACAGAGGCCGCGGCAGAGACAACGCAUCUACCCCAAGUGUACGUGGCUGACGACCCCUAAGAGCACCUGGCCCCGGUACAGCAAGCCAGGUCUGUCGAUGCGGCUGCUGGAGUCCAGGAAAGGCCUCUCCUCCUUUGCGUUUGAGCACAGCGAGGAGUACCAGCAGACGCAGCACAAGUUCCUGGCUGCUGUGGAGUCCAUGGAGCCCAACAACAUUGUGGUUCUGCUCCAGGCGAGCCCCUAUCACGUCGACUCACUCCUGCAGCUCAGUGACGCCUGCCGGUUUCAGGAGGAUCAGGAGAUGGCUCGAGACCUUGUAGAGAGAGCGCUGUACAGCAUGGAGUGCGCCUUCCACCCCUUGUUCAGCCUCACCAGCGGAACCUGCCGACUGGAUUACCGCAGACCUGAGAACAGGAGCUUCUAUCUGGCCCUCUACAAGCAGAUGAGCUUCCUGGAGAAGCGCGGCUGCCCCCGCACGGCGCUGGAGUACUGCAAGCUCAUCCUGAGCCUUGAGCCGGACGAGGACCCCUUGUGCAUGCUGCUGCUCAUCGACCACCUGGCCUUACGGGCACGGAACUACGAGUACUUGGUCCGCCUCUUCCAGGAGUGGGAGGCUCAUCGGAACCUGUCCCAGCUCCCAAAUUUUGCCUUCUCCGUGCCGUUGGCAUAUUUCCUGCUGAGUCAGCAAGCAGACCUUCCCGAGCAGGAGCUCAGCUCUGCGAGGGAAAAGGCCUCUCUCCUGAUCCGACAGGCGCUCACCAUGUUCCCUGGAGUCCUCAUGCCCUUGCUCGAGUACUGCAGUGUGCGGCCUGAUGCAGCCGUCGCCAAUCACCGCUUCUUUGGACCCGACGCCGAGAUAAGCCAGCCUCCCGCCCUGAGACAGCUGGUGAGCCUGUACCUCGGGAGGUCACACUUCCUCUGGAAGGAGCCCGCCACCAUGAGCUGGCUAGAGGAGAACGUCCGCGAGGUUCUGCAGGCAGUGGACGCUGGGGACCCUGCCGUGGAAGCGUGUGAGAGCAGGCGGAAGGUGCUCUACCAGCGUGCACCCAGAAAUAUCCACCGCCACGUGGUCCUCUCUGAGAUCAAGGAAGCUGUGGCGGCCCUGCCCCCGGAUGUGACCACACAGUCUGUGAUGGGCUUUGACCCUCUGCCUCCUUUGGACACCAUCUACUCCUACGUCAGACCAGAGAGGCUAAGUCCUGUCAGCCACGGAAACACGAUCGCCCUCUUCUUUAGGUCGUUAUUGCCAAAUUACACCAUGGAGGGGGAGAGGCCAGAGGAUGGAGGGGCCGGGGUUCUGAACCAUAACCAGGGCUUGAACAGGCUGAUGCUGGCUGUGCGAGACAUGAUGGCCAACUUCCACUUCCACGACCUGGAGGCACCUCGCGAGGACAACCCCGAGGGAGAUGGGGAGUGGGACUGAGUCGGCACAGAUGCCCGCCCCAACGCUGUACAAUUAUGUUCCUGAUUUCUGUUCUGGUCUGAAUUGGCCAGUUCCCUGAAGUAGAAAUACUGAUGUGUUGUCCGCCUGCCUCUUCUGUUUCUCCCAUAAACAUGAUGGGUUAUGUUCUGUG
Diceros bicornis minor is the source of this 2254-nucleotide messenger RNA. RefSeq names its product transcription factor 25 (gene TCF25). Bases 88 to 2103 code for a protein of 671 amino acids. The transcript has 18 exons. Gene Ontology annotation, cellular component: RQC complex. The record is from RefSeq and is a predicted model, not a curated record. NCBI's taxonomy places the organism in Eukaryota, Metazoa, Chordata, Mammalia, Perissodactyla, Rhinocerotidae.